Molecule: messenger RNA, 446 nt
Organism: Cucurbita moschata (crookneck pumpkin)
Lineage: Eukaryota; Viridiplantae; Streptophyta; Magnoliopsida; Cucurbitales; Cucurbitaceae
Product: auxin-responsive protein SAUR50
Exons: 1
Coding region: 88-414 (108 amino acids)
Biological process (GO): response to auxin
Source: RefSeq, a predicted model, not a curated record
CACUCCCUUCUUCUUCAUAAAUACCCCUUUUUAUCUCCUCCCAAAAGCCCCAAAGGAGAGAUCAAUUCCCAUUCCCAUUCCCACAAAAUGGCCAUUAGAAAGGCAAACAAACUCCCACAACCCACAGUCCUCAAACAAAUCCUCAAACGCUGCUCAAGCCUUGGCAAAAAAACCAACAAUGGCGGCUACGACGACAACGAUCUCCCCGUCGACGUCCCAAAGGGUCACUUCGCCGUGUACGUCGGUGAAAAUCGGAGCCGAUUCAUCGUCCCGAUCUCCUUCUUGACCCAUCCAGAGUUCCAAUGCCUUCUCCGACAAGCCGAAGAGGAAUUUGGGUUCGAUCAUUACAUGGGCCUCACCAUCCCUUGCCAAGAACACGUCUUCAGAUCCUUAACCUCCUCCAUGCUUAGAUGACUUAUUAUCCCCCUGAACCAGAGCAAGAACAA